CAGAAACCUAAUGUGUCUAGAGAAAUCCUCUCUAGCCCGAUUCCCAAGGUGCGUCGCUCAGAUGAAUCUCCUCCGCUUCAACGACGUCGCUCUUUCCCCUUCCCUCUGAAGCAGCUCUGCUCCCUCUCCAUGGUCGUGAUGUUGACUUCCUUUUCGUCACGGUUCAGACCUCCUCCAGAUCCGCCUCAUCCAGAUCCGCUGCUGUGGUCGUUGUGUAAGUCUCGUCCGUUUAAAGCUCGCUUCCUCAUCGUCCCUCCAGAACCUCCAGAAUCCCCAGACGUUCCCUUUUCCCUCGCUCCUCCCCUUCAAACCAUCGAAUCCUCCGUCAAUCCCGUCAUCUUCCUCCCUCGUUGCAGCUUCUCCUCUGAGAUCUCAACACAGUUCCUCUUUUCAGCUCGAGCCACAAUUUAUCUUUGCAGAAACCUCCUCUCUCUUAGUCAAGCUUUCGAAAGGGAUUAAUGCUUCUAAAAAUGGAGGUUUUGGAUGGUGUAUCCAUGGUAUGGAUGAAGCCCAUGACUCUCAAAGCUCUUCUAGGGUACUAUAUGUGGUCUCAACCCUUGCAACUGAAGCUUUGACGUUGCAGGUGGCCCUUCCUUCAGCAUCAUCUGCUGGAUUUUCAAAGCUUCAAGUAAUUUCAGAUUCUAUUGUCUUCUUCUCUGCCAUGCUUUUAGAAAUGGAUUUGAACGAGAUCGCAGGUUCUCUCUUUACAAACCUUGCCACUCUCUUCAUUCCUUUGUCAUUUAACAUUUAUCAGUGCGCGACAUUAUGUUUGGUUGUUGCAAGUGCUAUGUAUGUGUUCUUCAGACUAUGUUCCUCUAUUACUCUAUUUUGAGAUAUGAAUGAAAGAAAUCUUUGACA
Messenger RNA from Brassica oleracea var. oleracea, 858 nucleotides. RefSeq lists its product as uncharacterized. The record is from RefSeq and is a predicted model, not a curated record. Lineage: Eukaryota; Viridiplantae; Streptophyta; Magnoliopsida; Brassicales; Brassicaceae. Bases 130 to 459 code for a protein of 109 amino acids. The transcript is spliced from 3 exons.